Molecule: messenger RNA, 1180 nt
Organism: Osmia bicornis bicornis
Lineage: Eukaryota; Metazoa; Arthropoda; Insecta; Hymenoptera; Megachilidae
Exons: 2
Coding region: 143-1180 (345 amino acids)
Source: RefSeq, a predicted model, not a curated record
ACGUUCAGAGUAAAAAAAUUUUGAUAGAGUUGCCGUCUCUCUAUGCCGAUCUCUAUCAAUCCCCUAUGCCGAUCUUCAUAUUCUUUCGUUGUGCGUUAGAGGUAGGACGUGUUUAAAAUUUUAUCUACGGAGUGUGUACAAAAUGGGAAAAAGGAAAAGGGAAAGUGUAGACAUCGAAUUACUGCAAAAGAAAUUUAAGAUUCUGCAGGAUCAGAUGAAGAAAUUGCAGGAGGAUAAGGGUGAAGAGACCGAGUCAGAGAAUGAAGGAAGCCCGGUAACAGUUGAGGAACAUGUGAACAUGGCGUCGGAUAGUGACCAAGAUAGUGAUGAAAAAGAAAAUGCACGGCCUGUAAAGCAUGUGCAAGAUGUGGUACAGGAAGAGGAAAAAGAAAUACCAAUUGGGGAAGAUCUAGCUGAGAUUUUGGGCGAAGAUCCGUUGGCUUCGAAAGCACUAGAUUUGAGAGUUCACUCUUCGGUUCUUAACAGAUGGGCAUAUUGGUCUACAAAUGGUCUAGAAAAGGAGGAAAAGGAGAAAUUAAUGAAAAAAUACAAAAGCCCAAAGGGUUUAGAGGCACCAGAGGUUAACCCAGAAAUAGCACUUAAACUACCAGGCCAUUCCAAGUCCAGGGACACACAUAUGCGUCAAAGACAACAGAUGGCCGGUGGUGCUCUGACUUGUCUGGGAGCUGCCAUGACCUCUUUAAUAGAGGAAGAAGAUAGCAUCGAUAAGGCACAGAUGAUGGAGAGACUGCACGAUGCUGGCAGAUUGAUGGUGGAACUAUUGCAUAGUCAGACCAGGUCAAGGAUAGCUUUGAUUUUAGCUGGUGUCGACAGGGACACACGGUCAAUGUUGGAAAGCACCAAACCUGAUGUUUUCCUGUUUGGUAAGAACCUUGCUGACAAGGUUCGAGAGGCUAGGACCAUGGAAAAAGUUGCAAAUUCAAUAAAGAAGCAGUCAAGUCAUACGAAUCAGAGAUCGUUGUCGGCAAAGACGAAUUUAAACUCCUUCAGCCUGCAAGGGAGGAGGCCAAGCCCCUACCAGGCAGGCUAUCGAAACUCUCAAGGAGGCCAAUACAGGCAAAGGCUUGCCUUCAGAAACAAGCCACAAAAUCAGCCGUUCAACCGAAAUGCACGAUUCCAGAGGAACGACAGACCCAGGAACCAGAACCGGAUGAGAUAA